This is a messenger RNA of Laetiporus sulphureus 93-53, 705 nucleotides long. Its product is annotated as mitochondrial import protein Pam17. Gene Ontology annotation, cellular component: PAM complex, Tim23 associated import motor. Gene Ontology annotation, biological process: protein import into mitochondrial matrix. The coding region runs from base 1 to 705 and encodes 234 amino acids. The record is from RefSeq and is a predicted model, not a curated record. The transcript is spliced from 6 exons. NCBI's taxonomy places the organism in Eukaryota, Fungi, Basidiomycota, Agaricomycetes, Polyporales, Laetiporaceae.
AUGGCCUCCAUCUCAGGCCUCGCGCUGCUGAGCCCAUUACAACCUCUGAGCCCAUUACGACCUCUUUCGCGGUCAUGUCAGGCGACUGCUAGGGUUUUACAUGCAUGUCCAGUACCUUGCGCACGCGUGCGUUUCAACUCGACGAAAGCACCUUCGAAGAACGCUACGGGCGCGGGGAGUGCGCCGGAUGCGGCGACGACGAAAGGCACGGGGAAGGUGACGGAGCAAGAAAAGCAGACGUUACGUUGGGGAGACUACCUCAGGAUUAGGAGGAAGAAGCGAAGAUGGGAGACGGCUAUGACAGUACCGAUGACAAUCGCAGGCUUCGCGGGCGGCAUUGCGUAUUUCGGGAACUUAGAGAUGGACCCGACCAAGCCCAUCUUCAACGUUGACCCUAUGGUCGUGUAUGGCUUUGCUACCCUCGGAUGUGCAGGCUUUGGCUAUCUCAUGGGGCCCGUCAUCGGCUCUUCGAUAUGGCGCAUGACACACCGGCGGACGAUGGCGCUCAUCGAGGCGCGGGACCGCGAGUUCCACCAGCACAUCGUGAAGAACAGAGUGGACCCUACGGCACAGAGUGCGACGAACCCUGUACCAGAUUUCUACGGCGAAAAGAUCGGCUCGUUGCAUGAUUAUAGACAGUGGUUGAGGGACCAGUUAAAGUACAAAAAGAAGGCGUACCUGCCAGAAGAUCCCGAGUCGAAGUAG